Messenger RNA from Rhagoletis pomonella (apple maggot), 2077 nucleotides. RefSeq names its product 4-coumarate--CoA ligase 1. Gene Ontology annotation, molecular function: long-chain fatty acid-CoA ligase activity. The record is from RefSeq and is a predicted model, not a curated record. Bases 1 to 1629 code for a protein of 542 amino acids. The transcript has 5 exons. Lineage: Eukaryota; Metazoa; Arthropoda; Insecta; Diptera; Tephritidae. Gene Ontology annotation, biological process: long-chain fatty acid metabolic process; fatty-acyl-CoA biosynthetic process.
AUGGCUACUUUGCUUGCUGGAAAUAUCGUCUACGGAGGACCAAUUACCUGCACUGAAACACAUUCGUACAAAUCUUUAGGCCAUUUUGUGCUCGAGAAAUAUAAGAGUUUUGGUAAUCAAACGGUUAUAAUUGAUGCAGUUACUGGGCAGGAGUAUACAGCUAAAUAUAUGUAUGACUCUAUUGUUCGUAUGGCCUAUGUGUUACAACAUUUGGGCGUAAAAAAUGGAGAUGUUGUGGGAUUAUCGAGUGAAAAUAACGUUCGUUUUGCCAUUACCUUAUUUGCUUCAUUCGUGGUGAAUGCUACAGUGGCGCCCUUAAACGUAACCUACACGGAGCGUGAAGUACAUCACGCCAUCAAUCUAUCUAAGCCAAAGGUUAUAUUUGUUUCAAAUUUAACGGCAGAUCUCAUAGCAAAGGUGGCAAAAAAGAACAGCUUCGUAAAAACAGUUAUUACAUUUGGUACUCGUAGUUCAGAUGAUAAAAUUUUAAAUUUCGAUGACCUUAUGAACAGCAAGGAAAUUAUAUCAGACGAGUACUUUGAAACGCCUGUCGCAAACAAAGAGGAUGAUGUUGCGUUGAUAGUAUGUUCUUCAGGUACUACUGGACUCCCAAAAGGCGUGCAACUAACACAGUACAACAUUCUUACCACACUUGAUGCACAGUUUGAGUCAACCGCUAUUCCUAUGGGCGAGACCACAUUACUAACAGUGAUUCCUUGGUUUCACGCAUUUGGUUGUCUUACACUAAUUACAACAUCGGUUUUGAGAGCAACUCUAGUGUAUCUGCCGAAAUUUGAGGAAAAUCUUUUUCUCGGAGCAAUUGAGAAAUAUCGCAUAUUGAUGGCAUUCAUGGUGCCGCCAUUAAUGGUCUUCUUAGCAAAACACCCACUUGUGGAUAAAUACGAUCUAUCAUCGUUGAUGAUUUUGGUUUGUGGCGCGGCACCACUUAGCAAGGAAACUGAGGAUCAGAUAAAAAAGCGCAUUGGCAUACCCGUUAUUCGACAGGGAUAUGGACUGAGCGAGUCGACUCUAAGUUUGUUGGUUCAAAACGAUAUUGCCUGCAAGCCGGGCAGUGUGGGUGGUCUUAAAACGGGCCUUUAUGCCAAAGUUAUCGAUCCGGAAACAGGAAGAACACUUGGUCCUAAUCAACGUGGGGAAUUGUGCUUUAAGGGCGGUUGCAUUAUGAAGGGCUAUAUUGGUGAUCCAAAGUCUACGCAGUCAGUGAUAAAAGAUGGUUGGCUGCAUACGGGUGACAUCGGUUAUUUCGAUGAUGAUUUUGAAUUUUUCAUUGUGGAUCGAAUUAAGGAGUUAAUUAAGUACAAAGGCUUCCAAGUACCUCCAGCUGAAAUUGAGGCUGUGCUCUUGGCACAUCCGAAAAUUAAGGAUGCGGCUGUUAUUGGAAAACCAGAUGAAGAAGCUGGCGAAUUAGCAAUGGCAUUUGUUGUAAAACAGCCUAAUGUGGAACUAAGUGAAGAUGAAGUGAUAACAUUUGUAGCAGAUCGUGCGUCACCAGCGAAACGUUUACGUGGUGGUGUAAUUUUUGUGGAUGAUAUUCCGAAAAACCCCAGUGGCAAAAUAUUGCGCCGAGUGUUAAGAGAUAUUUUGAAGAAGCGGCUAUCAAAACUAUAAAUUAGCAAUGUAUAAAGAUUCCGCAAAUUCCAUCGUCAGUAUGACAAGAUUUUAGAAAGUUAACAUUUAUGAGCGAUUUACUUUAAUAGUGUCAUAACCAUGUUAAAAACGUUAAUAAUUAAUUAAUAAUUAAUUUUAGUGUCGUGUUUUUGAAAGAAAAACUCUCGCUCACUCUAAUUUUAUCAAUGACACUCGCACCAUAUUUCUAAAAACCAAAACAGUGAUAUACCUUUUCCAAAUUUCUUUGCAAGUUUUAAGAAAAUUUUUAGUAGUGAAAUUUUUACUCUUUAAAUUUGAAGAAAGGUUUGUUCUUCAUUCGCUAACAAGAAGCAAUCGAUCAAUAACCGCGAAAGAUAAGUAAGCGCCAAAUGUUUUGAUUUGGCGUCUUUUUAUCAAAAUUAUAUAUUUUUUCCACAAACAAAUAUUUUCUUCAUAUCCUUAAAAAAAA